UCUCCGGCCGGGCACCGCCCCCCGCAGAUGAAAAACAAAGAUGGACUAGGGAGAACUACUAGCUAGCUAAUUAGCUCGAAGGACCUUCAAUAUUCGGUCGUGUAGAUCAUUUCCCAAUCGUCAAUGUUUUAAAUUUAGUGAAUUUGGAUCACGCGAUCACAAUACAUUCUCACGUAGUUUAUGUAUUGUAGCAAUCACAAGAAACUAACAAAACAAGCGGUUUCUUGGCUACGACACCGAGGCUUAGUAGCUAGCUAGCUAGCUCGCAGCAGCAACUACUCGGUUGCAGUCUCACGGUACUUACCGAGAACGAACAGCCCGAGACUCGCACAGAAACAUGGAGAAGGCAGAUUUCCUCAAAGGACUACCUGUUUACAACAAAAACAACUUCAGCAGAUUCCAUGCAGACUCUGUGUGUAAAGCAUCAAACCGCAGACCAUCUGUGUAUCUUCCAACCCGGGACUAUCCAUCAGAACAGAUUAUAGUCACAGAAAAGACAAACAUCUUGUUGCGCUAUCUUCAUCAGCAAUGGGACAAAAAGAAUGCAGCUAAGAAGCGAGAGCAGGAACAAGUGGAGGGGGAAAACACUGCGCCUCCACGGAAAAUUGCCAAAAAGUCUAUACACAGUCCGCGGCGGAGCGAGGAAUCUUAGAGCGCUGUGUUGUCCAGCAGAGACCGACACACAAACAUGCACGUGUGCUGAUGCACUCAUUUUCUCAAACACAGAUGCAGGAUACAUGUUUGCAAACCCAAGCCUUGGUACUGAAGCACAUCAGGAAAGAUAGAUGUCAGGAUAGACCACUGCCACAUCACUCAACACAAAGUCCAGAAACACACAGGUUUAUCUGUUUGUGUGUUAAUGUGGGCAUUUGAAUUCCAGUUUCCUACUGAACCAGGAUUUUUGUGUUUCCACGAUUUAUCAGGAAUAUCAACUUUUUUGGUGUAACCAUCACAUUUAUUUUUAAUAGACUUAAUGCUUUGCUGCUUUACUCAGUUCUCUCCUACGACAAGCCCCAAAUCAUACCUUUGCUUCAUAUUCUGUUUUGUGCAGUUUUCAAAAUAAGAUACAGCUGUCCCUUCACUCUUGACCCCUCUGGUUUUCAUUCAUUCGUGCUCAAACAUAUUUUGUGAUGUAGGGAAUAUUUUCAGUGCUCUUAUUUUGCUGUUACGGGAUUUGCUGAUGUAGUCAAUCACAUAAGCUUUCAGAUGUGCAUGUUUAAUUUAAGCCUGUGUAUGUGAUUAAGUUGCAUGCCAUCUUUGUGGACCCUACUCCAGUAGGAUUUUUUUUAGUUUUGAAAUAUGUAGUGACAUGCAUUACAGGGUAGCCCUUAAAGAUCCCUCUUAGCUCACCCAGCAUGUGAUUACAGUCAUUACAGUAACUGAAAAUAAAUGUACCAUGUUCGCUGCUUAGACUAAAUUAGGCAUUCAGGUUAUUGUUAUUGACAAUGUUUUGUUAAAAAACACGAGUUCUGAAAGAAAUAUUCUUUUGUUCUGUUCUCCUGAUGAAUAAUGGUUUAUUGCCUUAAAUAGAAGUGAGUGUUUCUCACCAUGUUUUAGACCGUUCCCUUGGUUUACAUUGUGGUAACAGUUGCAGAAAUGUACCACUGCUGAGUUGAGUGGAUAUCAUGUGUUCUUCAGUUAAGGACAUAUUAAGGUCUAUAGUUAUACCAGAAGAUGCAAACUCUUUUUUGUAAAAGAUGGCCUGCAGAUUUUGUAGCAAUAUUAUAAACUUGGCACUCAGUACAUUGAGCACCAGUUUAUGAGCAGUGUUUGUACCAUUUCAAGUGCAAGCUUGGCACAUAAAACAUUGUGUGGCAUAGACUGAUGAAGACUGUAGUUCUGGAAGUAAGUCCUUCAACUGUACUAACACUUACUUAUCACAACUGCUGUCGACCCUUGUUAUAAAUGUGCCAUUCUCAUUUAAAUUGUUCCAUCAUAUGAGACAUAUUGUUUAGUUGGGUAAAUUUGGAUUUGCAGUCACAAGCUUGACAGCUGGGCCAAAACACAUGGAGUCUGUCUUUCUGCUGCUACUUGUAAAGUUGAACUUUAUUCUAAGUCUGUGUUGAAUUCUAUUCAAAAUAAUUUUCCACAAGUUUGUAUAUUUGUACAGUAUGUAUAGUUUGCUUGUUCCAACCCAUUAUCAGGAAAUAAAACAAGGAUUGGCUCUGA
Molecule: messenger RNA, 2169 nt
Organism: Myripristis murdjan (pinecone soldierfish)
Lineage: Eukaryota; Metazoa; Chordata; Actinopteri; Holocentriformes; Holocentridae
Product: DET1- and DDB1-associated protein 1-like
Exons: 5
Coding region: 338-652 (104 amino acids)
Biological process (GO): positive regulation of proteasomal ubiquitin-dependent protein catabolic process
Cellular component (GO): Cul4-RING E3 ubiquitin ligase complex
Source: RefSeq, a predicted model, not a curated record